AUGAUCCAAGUGAUGCUCCUCAAGUCUCUGCUGCAGGUGUGCCUGCAGUACGACUGCUCCAACCUCCUCUCUCUCCCGUCCUCGUUCCUGGAGCCGCUGCUCUGCUUUACUCUGAUGGAGGAUCCAGAGAUACGUCUACUGGUCCUCAGGAUCCUCACCAGUCUGCUGGACCGCAAACACAACCAGGACCAGUUGGAGACCAGUGUGGAUUUCGAUGUCUCCAUUUUGGAGCAAAAAAGAGAACACUCUCGGCACGACCAGCUGUUCAUGAGGAAGAAUGCAGACUCUCUCUAUCGUCACAUGUUCUUGGCGUUUAAAGAGGAGAGUAAUGGGCGGGACCAUUUCCACAGCCUGUUCGUCCUAUUGGCUGUGGUCCUGCUGGAGCUGUCCAAUGAGGAGGCGGAGGUGGACCUGAUCCGAUUGGUGCUGGCUCUGCAGGAGCUGGCCCUGUCCAAUCAGGAGGAGUUAUCUGUGUUUAAUCGCUGUGGUAUCCAUGCAGUGUGUGCAGCCUUCAUGAGUCUGAUCUGUGGAGUGGCGUUCACCGCAGAACUGAGGACUUAUGUCACAAAGGUGGUGGAGAGUCGCAGGACAAAAGCAUCGUUCUUGUUGCCUGAGUUUGUCUUCUCUGAUUCUAAAUGUGUUCCAGAACGUGACCUGGAGGUAGAGCCUUGCUGUUUGUUUGUCCAAUCAGAAGUCUGCGAGGCUCUAACAGGAACUAGCUACAGCGCUAACAUCGAGCGGCUGCGGUUGCCCUACACCUCGCAGCUCACAGAUGAAGAACGACUUUCGAGGAGAAAAAGUGUGAACGACGUCAUCUCUGUUCAACUGGACCUGGACCCAGAGACCCGAGACCCACUGCAGAAGCCUCAGGAGCAGAUAACCUUUGAGACUCUGAAGAACGCCAUCGAGGACGUGGGAGGAGCAGAGGAGGAGCAGAGGAGGAGAAGGGAGGUCACACUCCGCUUCCAGACCGCUCCGUUUGAGGAGAUCGCUGCUCUGUGUGGAGCUAAGACUCUGCUCCAGUCCGGACUGCCGCAGGUUUUCGAGCUAAUCAUCAGAACUCCACCAUCUCCAACAGCUCCGAGGUCUGAACCAGGUUUUCAUCACUAA
Knipowitschia caucasica is the source of this 1110-nucleotide messenger RNA. The record is from the annotation of a GenBank genome assembly. Lineage: Eukaryota; Metazoa; Chordata; Actinopteri; Gobiiformes; Gobiidae.